Xiphias gladius (swordfish) is the source of this 2102-nucleotide messenger RNA. It is a transcript of the gene prodh2, whose product is annotated as proline dehydrogenase 2. The record is from RefSeq and is a predicted model, not a curated record. The transcript has 12 exons. The coding region runs from base 318 to 1727 and encodes 469 amino acids. Gene Ontology annotation, molecular function: proline dehydrogenase activity; FAD binding. Lineage: Eukaryota; Metazoa; Chordata; Actinopteri; Istiophoriformes; Xiphiidae. Gene Ontology annotation, cellular component: mitochondrion.
GAUUCAUCUGCAAACCCUCAAAUUCCACCUGCUUAGCUUUUCAUCAUUUAGGUCUUUUGAGUGCCACGCUUAGGAAGAAGGGGGAUCAUCACUUCUGCUUGAGCUGACCACUCAGAUUCUGAUAAUGCUUCUCUGACACUCUGGAUUACUGUAUUUCCAUUUAGCUCAGGUCAGAUAGAGCCACUUCUGAGUGGACGGGACACGCUUCAAAAUUACAAGAAAGGAAGAUUUAUACAAACAAUUCAAAUCAUCCAGACUCCACCUGCAAGCUGAGUUAGUAACAUAAACCAAACACUCACAUACACACUUCUCCAGGGAUGAUGAUGUACUCUCGUUUGCGCUCCUCACUCCCUCGCCUCUUGUCGCCGAGGCUGCUGGGUACUGACGCCUCCAGGACAGCGGCUGCCAGGAAACCCGACCUUCUCUCAGUGACUCUGGCCUUUGAGGAUCCCAGUGCCUUCAGGGUGAAGAGUUGGGGAGAGCUGCUCCGGGGUCUGGGCAUCUUCCGCCUCUGCUCCUUCCCUGUGCUGGUUAACAACUGUGGGAAGCUAAUGUCCAUAACACGCACCCUCCUGGGGAGGAGGGGGUUUUCCUUGCUAUUGCGGCCCACUGUGUAUGCUCAGUUUGUGGCUGGAGAGAAUGAGAGAGAGAUCUCUCAGUCCAUGGAGAAGAUGAGCUUGCUGGGGCUGAGGCCCAUGCUGGCAGUACCUAUUGAGGAGGAUCUUGGAGAAAGCACCGGAGAGAAGAGAUAUGACGACAACAUGUCGGCCAUGCUGGAAUGUGUGCAAAUGUCCCACAGCAACGCCUGGAGCAAAGACCCAAUGAUGCAGCUGAAGAUCACAGCCCUGCUCAGCCCGGAGCUGUGUGUGAAACUCACAACCCUCAUUGCACAACAACCAUAUGACCUGAGUCUCCUUGUGAGAGCCAUGGAUGGAGAGCCAAUCAACUUCCCUGGUUUAGAUGAAAGUGAGGCCGCCCACUUUCUCUGUGGUCUGCAGAGGCUCAACAAAAUAGCAGAGGCUAGUGUAAACAAAGUCAGAGUCCUGGUUGAUGCAGAGUACACCUACAUGAACCCCGCCCUCUCUCUUGUCACCAUGGCAAUGAUGAAGAAGUUUAACAAAGAUGGUGCCUGGAUUUGGAACACAUAUCAGUGCUACCUGAAGGAAUCUAGGUCCCUCCUGUUAGAAGCUCUGCAUCUGUCCAAGAAUGAAGGUUUCUGUCUGGGAGUCAAGCUGGUACGAGGAGCCUACAUGGACAAAGAGAGGAAGCUGGCAGAGAAAGAGGGUCGUCUGGACCCCAUCCACCAGUGUUGGGAGGACACCAAUGACAGUUAUAAUGGCUCGCUGGAUGUGAUGCUGGAAGACAUAUCCCAGAAACCUGAGAGCUACAGGAUCAUAGUUGCCACUCACAACGAGCAGUCAGUGAGACAUGCUGCCAAACGGAUGGAAGAGUUGGGGAUAGACAAAGAUGGAGGUUCAGUGUGUUUCGGCCAGCUGCUGGGAAUGUGUGAUCACGUCUCCCUCACGCUUGCUAAGGAGGGUUAUGCCGUAUACAAGUCAGUGCCGUACGGCUCAGUGGAUGACACGCUCCCCUACCUGGUGCGUCGGGCUCAGGAGAAUCGCACCGUGUUGCAGGGAAUCCGCAAAGAGAGGGACCUACUGAAGAAAGAGCUCAGGCGGAGACUCGGCCUGAGUCCAAGGGGAGGAAGCAAGUUAGUCUUUGCCUGAGUCUCACUGAUGUUUGGCUGAUCUCACCGAUUUACCUUUCACCUUGUGGAGGUUUGCUGAAUAUCACUAAAUACAUCACCAUAAAAGUAAAAAAACUGUUCCUUUAGUUUGUAUCUUCAUUAAAAUACUGAGAAUCGUUAUCCUGAAUGGAUUAUGUACUGUCCCCUACAUUGAGGAUCAGGAUUUGAUGCCCUGGAGAACAUCCACCAGAUGAUCCAAGUUUCUAAUGCAAGGAAAACUGAAGGUAUUAUAGUUAUGGAAAAUCUAGUUCAGAAUGAUACCCUUCUGUGUUUUUUGUAUCUUCAAUAUUGGGAUUCAUCAAAAGGAGCCUGUCUUUUGAUACUUAGAAAUUCAUUAAUUAAUAAAUGCACAGAC